UUUAAAUGUAAAAUGUUAAUCAUAAUCAUAAUCAUUUCAAUUGCCUUAAUAUUGCAUAAUUACGUCCAAACGCAAGAAAUAUAUGUCAAGAAAGAUGUCUCCGAUGUCUAUAAUAUAUACACAACUCAAGCAUUUUUUGUGCAAAUAACGAGUGAUACGUUUUACAAAGCUAUAGCACCGGGAGAUUCCAUUGAAUAUAUAGCAUCAAUAGCUGGAAUGCCUGAUCUGCCUGUUUGGAUGCAUUCUAGGCAUCCCAACAGCACUGGUAGGGCAUACCUAUACGGCUCACCGGCGCUUAAUGACGACGGAGACAUUGAUAUCGAAGUGAUUGCUUUAAAUCAAUACAAUUAUGACAUCACUAAAGAUUUCAUGAAGUUUCGGGUCAUUAAACGAGAAAAGACAGCAAAAUUUGAAGUCGAGCUAAAGUUUGUCAAUUAUAAUUUGGAUAACAUGUUUGAAAACAACCGAUUUGAUGAUGUCUUGCAAAUAUUUAAAGAUAAACUAUGGAAAGACAGUCAAGACGUUUAUAUUACCAAAAUAGCCGCACCUUUAGAUGUCGGACAAAGACUACCAUUAGAUCCUCGAGAAAAGGAAGGUGUAAUUAUGCGUAUUGGAAGUAUAGAUAACUAUACACGUGAUAUCCUAGACCUGGAACGUGAGGUCGAGCGUAUUAAAAAUCGCAAUCCAUGUCCACGAAAAUAUAAGGCAACAUCAGCUGAAUAUAUGUUCAGAAAUAAAGGUUUUUAUAGUGAUUGGUGUAGUUUUCAACUGAUACGUAAUGAUCAAUCAAUUGAUGAAUUAAUACAAAGUAAACCAAUAGUGGUAAUCAUGAAACCGGAGAUUCAUGUAUCCGUUGACAUAACCAAAAGGGAUGAGUUGUCAGUGAAAGACAGUUAUUAUAUACCGUUUCGACAAUCUGUUCCCAAACGAGAUUAUUUGGUGGAUUUGAUGGUAUGUUUUUUGGUACCACUAUUGAUGGCAACAAUGAUCAUAUCUUCGUUGACGUGUAUAUUCUUCUACAAUAAAGAACAUCUAAUUAGACAACAAUUGAAUGAAACACCGGAACAAUUACAACAAUUCAAAUGUAUUAGUUUAGCGACACAACGACUGCGAGCACUGGCAGAUAAUCGAGACAAUCCAAUACAACCAACCAAUCCUUAUGCCACACUUCCUCGAUAUUCAUCGUUAUCCAGAAAACCACUGAUCCAUCCGUACUCGACAUUACCAAAAGCAAUGUCAUUAUCACUAAACAGGACAAACAGUCUUCAUUUGAUGGCCACUCCAUUUGAUCCUAUUUUAUAA
Messenger RNA from Oppia nitens, 1302 nucleotides. It is a transcript of the gene Scgalpha, whose product is annotated as alpha-sarcoglycan-like. The coding region runs from base 13 to 1302 and encodes 429 amino acids. The transcript has 7 exons. Lineage: Eukaryota; Metazoa; Arthropoda; Arachnida; Sarcoptiformes; Oppiidae. Gene Ontology annotation, cellular component: sarcoglycan complex. The record is from RefSeq and is a predicted model, not a curated record.